UCCAGGGUUAUCGUUCUUCUCAAAAUGGCAGCCUCCAUGAUCGGACGACUGUCGAAGCACUUGACAAAAAUAGAGGGCUGUUGUUUAAAAACUCAAGUUCGGACCUCUUUUUUAACAAACGACGUUUUCAGAAGUAAUGAACCGUCUUAUGAUACUCAAAAAUCAUGGAAACAGAGAAAGGAAGAGAUAGAGAAGGCAGGUCAAAAUCAAGAUAUGGUUGUGAAUAUUGGAUUGGUUUCAAACGUCAAAACAAAUAGAGUAUCAAGGAAGUUUAUGCGACAACUAAAAACAGAAAGAAACCUUGAGGAGUUAGAGAGGAAAUCAAGAUUAAAUCAGUUGGAAGUACCAAUUAAAAAGGUGACAGAGGAAGACUUUGAAGGUCAAGGACAACAAAGAAUUCAUACACUCACAGCUCAUUAUGGAAUAUUUAAAGACUUAUUUGGAAAUGCAUACUUUUACCCAAGUUUAGAUCUUCAUGUAGGAUAUCCAAUAGAUGGGGAAGAAAGUAUGGUGAACCCAGUGUUUUAUGGAAAUAAAUUUCCUCCUGAGGAGGUUAGCCAACAGCCGCACUUUGAAUUUAAAGCCGAGCCAGGUAAAUUUUACACAUUGUGUAUGACGGCACCGGACAGCCAUCUCACUAACAAUCAUCAGGAGUAUCUACACUGGAUGGUGUGUAACAUACCAGGUGAGUCAGUGGACAAAGGGGAGACAAUCUGCAAUUAUUUACCUAUAUUCCCCGUACAUGGCACUGGUCACCAUAGAUAUGUGUUCAUUCUUUAUCAACAUGAUAAACCAGUUGAUUUCUCAUCUCAAGUACAAAUCUCAGACAGUACUUCAUUAGAAGAGAGAACAUUCAAGACAUUAAAAUUUUACAGAAAUAACCAGGAACAUAUAACUCCUGUUGGAAUUUGUUUCUUCCAAGCAGAGUGGGAUGAAUCUGUUCGGAAUGUGUUUCAUAAUGUUUUAGAUAUGAAUGAGCCAAGGUUUGAGUUUCUACCUCCAGCAGAAGUUGUACCAAAGCAGGAAUUGUGGCCAAUUAGGGAACCAUUUAAUGUGUAAGUUUCUGCAAAUUAGCAGUACCUAGAUCAUAUCAUUCUAGCAAUGAA
This is a messenger RNA of Ruditapes philippinarum (Manila clam), 1106 nucleotides long. Its product is annotated as large ribosomal subunit protein mL38-like. Bases 25 to 1059 code for a protein of 344 amino acids. Gene Ontology annotation, cellular component: mitochondrial large ribosomal subunit. The record is from RefSeq and is a predicted model, not a curated record. Lineage: Eukaryota; Metazoa; Mollusca; Bivalvia; Venerida; Veneridae. The transcript has 7 exons.